Molecule: messenger RNA, 399 nt
Organism: Vicia faba (fava bean)
Lineage: Eukaryota; Viridiplantae; Streptophyta; Magnoliopsida; Fabales; Fabaceae
Source: the annotation of a GenBank genome assembly
AUGAGUUUUUAUUACCUGGUGACUUCUUCUGCAUGCUUCAGGAAAAUUAUGAAAAUCCAAGUGUUAGCUGAACAUGAGAAAAAAAUUCAAACUGAGGUGAAAGAAAUCUGGAAGGUGUUUUAUUGUGAACUCUGCAACAAGCAAUACAAAUUAGUAAUGGAAUUUGAAGCACACUUGAGCUCUUAUGAUCAUAAUAACAGGAAGGAAAUGCAUGAGUCUGGCUCUACACCAGUUUCAAUUUCCUCUGAAUCUAGGACUGUUAUUGCUCUAAUAGACCAGGAGCAGCGAAAUACUUUGAAGUUCAGGUUUUCUUCUAAAGGAUUUGCUUCCAAGCUCAUGAUGAUUUGUUCAAAUUCAAGUCUUAACCGUUUCAACCCUGCCAACCCAGUACUCGCUUAG